This is a messenger RNA of Caenorhabditis angaria, 5819 nucleotides long. The record is from the annotation of a GenBank genome assembly. Lineage: Eukaryota; Metazoa; Nematoda; Chromadorea; Rhabditida; Rhabditidae.
AUGUGUUAUAAAGUUUUUCAUCGUCAAGUUUAUUUGCACAUUCAAAGAGUUCAAACAAUUAUUAAAAAAUAUCAAUCUCAAGAUGGUGUUGGUAAGUUGCCAAUUUUACACUGUUUUUCUGAUUAUUAUCUAAUUCGAAUUUCAUCUCAGAUUGACUGAAAAUUCCCGUUUCCCAAUUAUAAUUUAGCUUAAAAUCUAAAAUCUUUUGAGAUUGUUCUGGAAUGUAGUCUGACUGCCCCAUCCCUUAUUUCUUUUGUUAUUCCCUUUCUUCAUAAUAAAUACGAAAAAAAAAGAAAAAAACAAAAAAAAACAAAUUCAAACCGCCGCCGCACUCUUCCCAUUUGAAUCGCCGCCUGCCGCCGCUUCCACUCGAGACACAAGCCACGCCCACCUGCCUACAAUUUAUUUUUCUCUCUCCUAAAAUCACUUCUCUUUUUCAUUUUCCCCGUUUUCUCUCAUUUUCUCUCAUUUCUUGUUUUGUUUUGCUUUUUAUUUUGCUUUCCCUUGUUUCAUUUGUCAACUUGUAAUUUAAAAAUUGUUUUGCAGCUCUUCCGUUUUGCCUCCUCCGAUUGUGAAAAUCAACACCACAGCCUCUCCACCAAAGGAAGCCAAGGUUAGUUUAUUUUAUUUGAAAAUCUAGGAAAAUAUAUGAAAUGUCUUUGAAAUUUUUUGAUUUCAAGUUUGAUCGUAGCGAACUCCCACCUGAAUAAAGUGAAGCUAAAACGCAGUCUAGUGUUUAGAAAUGUCAUCCCAAGCUCUUCAAAAAACACCAAUUUCAUUUUUUGGGAGAUCUGAGGCCUGAUUUGUCUUUUAGGCUGAUUAGAAAGUCUUGAAAUAUAAUUUCUGGACACUAAUAUGCGUUUUAGCUUCACUUUAUUCAGUUGAGAAUGUGUUGAGAAAAAAGAGAAACAGAUUUGAAAGAAUUAGUGACUUGAAAUUCAGCAAAAAUUUUGAAAUCAAUCAAAAAAAGAUAAAAAGAAUUUAGGAAAAAAAUAGAAAAAAAUUACUUUUUCUUAUAUAUAAAACUUUUUGUUAUUCUUCCCCCUCCCACAGAAAAUAGCGAGGAGUAGAGAAUGUGCGCUCUAAUGAUAAUGUAUGCGAGAAGAAAUUUCUAGGAUUUUCUAUUUUCCGCAGUCAUUUUUUCGCCUGUACUCUUUUUCUUUUCCCCGAUUUUCUCACUCUCUGCGUUUUGCAACACCGGUUUCUUCUUCUUCUAGUUUCUCAGAGAGUUUUUUUUAAUUUUCUCUUUCGAAAGGUGAAGUGAAAAUAUUUUUGUAUGUUCUUUGAGAUCAUUUAAUUUCAAACAUUGAAACCAAUAUUUUUCAGAACAAUGUCUUCACUUGGACAAGAAUAUUCAACAGUCAAUGCAGUUUAUCAUUCGGGCCAUCAACCCGACGUUAUAAUCGAUGGGAUCUUCGAUCUGAAACAAUGAAGUGAGUGUUUUAGGGCAGUCCUUAAUCCAAGUAGUGGAAAAAAUCCAAUUCUCAAAAAAACUCUGUUGUUUAUUAUUCAGCAGAGAGUUUUUUUUAUUUUCUUUUUUUGAAAUGUGAAGUAAAACUAUUUUUGUAUGUUCUUUGAGAUCAUUUAAUUUUAAACAUUGAAACCAAUAUUUUUCAGAACAAUGUCUUCGCUUGAGCAAGAUUAUUCAACAAUCACUGCAGAUUAUCAUUCGGGCCAUCAACCCGACGUUAUAAUCGAUGGGAUUUUCAGUGAGUGUUUUUGGGCAGUCCUUAAUCCAAGUAGUGGAAGAAAUGCAGUUCUCAAAAAAAAACUCUGACAUAUUCUUCUUAAUUUUACAUGAAUUGUUAUACAUAUUCGGGGAAACAAUUCAUCCACAAAACCUCUGAUUUCAAUUAGUCUGAACUUUCGAAACAUGAGGAAUGUUUAUUCAGAACCUACAACCAGAAAACUGUAUUUUAUUGCCGUUUUUUUGUCAACUGAAGGAACCGAAAACCAAAUCAAUUAUUUUUCAGUAUGGAUUUUUCAAAUGGAACAAGACGAAAUGGUUAUGAUGAAAACGAUUUGUUCGAUUAUGAAAACAUCGAGGAAGGUGGAAAAGAAGUGAUGAAGUUGAACUGAUGGAACUUGAGGAAACAUCGAUAGAUUGUGAAGAAAAUGGAAAUGAAUCGGAUGGAAAGUGGAAAUGAAUCGGACAUUUUUAGAAAAAAAUAAUCGGACCCAAUUGAUUCUGAGAACUUCCCGGUACUCAACAACUCUAUUGGACUCUUUCUCAAUAUCCCAGCAUUUCAUGAAAUUCUUCGAACCGAGUUCAAAGAAUCAUCUAUAUUCAGUUCGAAGCAACAUCAUCAAUGACUUAGGAGUAUACACAAAAGAAUUGUCAUACAACGUUGUUUUGAAUUCAGACCGAAAAUAAGUGAGUUUGUGUUUUGUUCACUAUUUUAAAAUAUGUUUUUAUUCUUUAGGAUUUUCGCUGGUAUACUAACAUAAGGAAUUGGAAUACAACGAAAUUCUUAAAUAUUUAUUUACAUUAAAAAAAUAUUUUUUUUUAAAUACCUUAUUUGUCUAUUUUUUGUUCCCGUUUUUUUUAAUCAAUAAAUUCAUCAAUAAAAAAUGAAUUAACUUUUUCUGUAAAAUCGAAAUUUUCUGGCUGUUUUGGGAACUUUAUCUAUCAAAAACAGUUAGUGCAUUUAUCUUUUUCCGUGGUUCCCGUUGGUGUUCUUACAUAACUUGUUGUAAUUCUAUACAUCGUUUGUAUAAUGUUCACUAGAUGUUCCGGGACGUCGUGAUUUCGCAGGCUUAUCCAUAUUGUGUCGUGUGGAGUACUGUCGAAAGCUUUCUCUAGAUCUAGGAAUGCGAGAUGAAAAAGGGCCAGUUUUUUACGGUGUUUUUCCAGUUUCCAGCAAAUAUGGCAUCAGUUGUUGAUUUCCCGUUUUUUCCAUGGCUAAAUUAGGAACCAUUCCUGAUUUCGCCACAAGUCAUUUUUUGAACUAAAAACUUGAAAUUUUUAUUUAUGAAUUUGAUUGUUAGACGAAAAACUUCAACGAAAAAGUUGGACGAAAAACUUCGACGAAAAAGUUUGACGAAAAAUUUCAAAAAAAUUUUUUAACAGAGUUAAAAAAAAGAAAUUUUAAUUUUCGUUGAAAAAAUUUAAAAAAAAUGAAAAUUCAAGUUUUUCGUUCAAAAAAUGACUCGUGGCAAAAUCAGGAACGGUUUCUAAUUUUGCCAUGACGUCAUCGAACAAUUUUUCACAAAAAAAAUUUUUCUUGUUUUUUUUAACAGUGUUAAAAAAAUUUUUAACAGUGUUAAAAAAAAAAAAGAAAUUUUGAUUAAAUUCAACAAAAACCGAAAUUUUGAUUUUCGUUGAAAAAAUUAAAAAAAAAUGAAAAUUCAAGUUUUUCGUUCAAAAAAUGACUCGUGGCAAAAUCAGGAACGGUUUCUAAUUUUGCCAUGACGUCAUCGAACAAUUUUUCUUCGACGAAAAACUUCAUUGAAAAAUAUCAAUCUCAAGAUGGUGUUGGUAAGUUGCCAAUUUUACACCGUUUUUCUGAUUAUUAUCUAAUUCGAAUUCCAUCUCAGAUUCCCUGAAAAUUCCCGUUUCCAAAAUAUAUUUUAGCUUAAAAUCUAAUCUUUUGAGAUUGUUCUGGAAUGUAGUCUGACUGCCCCAUCCCUUAUUUCUUUUGUUAUUCCCUUUCUUCAUAAUAAAUACGAAAAAAAAGAAAAAAACAAAAAAAAACAAAUUCAAACCGCCGCCGCACUCUUCCCAUUUGAAUCGCCGCCUGCCGCCGCUUCCACUCGAGACACAAGCCACGCCCACCUGCCUACAAUUUAUUUUUCUCUCUCCUAAAAUCACUUCUCUUUUUCAUUUUCCCCGUUUUCUCUCAUUUUCUCUCAUUUCUUGUUUUGUUUUGCUUUUUAUUUUGCUUUCCCUUGUUUCAUUUGUCAACUUGUAAUUUAAAAAUUGUUUUGCAGCUCUUCCGUUUUGCCUCCUCCGAUUGUGAAAAUCAACACCACAGCCUCUCCACCAAAGGAAGCCAAGGUUAGUUUAUUUUAUUUGAAAAUCUAGGAAAAUAUAUGAAAUGUCUUUGAAAUUUUUUGAUUUCAAGUUUGAUCGUAGCGAACUCCCAACUGAAUAAAGUCAAGCUAAAACGUAUUCUAGUGUUUAGAAAUGUCAUCCCAAGUUCUUUUAAUGAGACCUCUAGAGACAAAUCAAGACUUCAAAAUCAAAUUGUUGAUUUUCAAAAUUUUUCGAAAAUCACCUAUUUCAUUUUUUGGGAGAUCUGAGGCUUGAUUCCUCUUUUAGGCUGAUUAGACAGUCUUGAAAUAUAAUUUCUGUACACUAAUAUGCGUUUUAGCUUCACUUUAUUCAGUUGGGAAUGUGUUGAGAAAAAAGAGAAACAGAUUUGAAGCAGCAAAAAGUUUGAAAUCAAUAAAAAAAGAUAAAAUAAUUUUGGAAAAAAAUAGAAAAAAAUAAUUUUCUUCAAUCCUAUCCUCCAAAUAUUUUUUGAUCUCAUCUGUUUUUAUUAAUUUAGCAUGUUUGAAAAGGACGUCGAGUAUUGUAUUGAGACAACAUAGUUGUUGCCACGGCAAGAAAAAUAAAACCUUUUUGUUAUUUUUCCCUCCCCUCCCGCAGAAAACAGCGAGGAGUAGAGAAUGUGCGCUCUAAUGAUAAUGUAUGCGAGAACGUUGUUUAUUAUUCAGCAGAGAGUAUUUUUUAUUUUCUUUUUUUGAAAUUUGAAGUAAAAAUAUUUUUGUAUGUUCUUUGAUAUCAUUUAAUUUUAAACAUUGAAACCAAUAUUUUUCAGAACAAUGUCUUUGCUCGAACAAGAUUAUUCAACAAUGAAUGCAGUAUACAUAUUAUUCGGGCCAUCAACCCGAUGUGUUAUAAUCGAUGGGAUCUUCGAUCUGAAACAAUGAAGUGAGUGUUUUAGGGCAGUCCUUAAUCCUAGUAGUGAAAGAAAUCCAGUUCUCAAAAAAAAACUCUGUUGUUUAUUAUUCAGCAGAGAGUUUUUUUCAUUUUCUCUUUUGAAAAGUGAAGUAAAAAUAUUUUUGUAUGUUCUUUGAGAUCAUUUAAUUUUAAACAUUGAAACCAAUAUUUUUCAGAACAAUGUCUUCACUUGGACAAGAAUAUCCAACAGUCAAUGCAGUUUAUCAUUCGGGCCAUCAACCCGACGUUAUAAUCGAUGGGAUUUUCAGUGAGUGUUUUUGGGCAGUCCUUAAUCCAAGUAGUGGAAGAAAUGCAGUUCUCAAAAAAAAACUCUGACAUAUUCUUCUUAAUUUUACAUGAAUUGUUAUACAUAUUCGGGGAAACAAUUCAUCCACAAAGCCUCUGAUUUCAAUUAGUCUGAACUUGAACCAAUCGAAACAUGAGGAAUGUUUAUUCAGAACCUACAACCAGAAAACUGUAUUUUAUUGCCGUUUUUUUUGUCAAUCGAAGGUACCGAAAACCAAAUCAAUUAUUUUUCAGUAUGGAUUUUUCAAAUGGAACAAGACGAAAUGGUUAUGAUGAAAACGAUUUGUUCGAUUAUGAAAACAUCGAGGAUGGUGGAAAAAAGGGAUGAAGUUGAACUGAUGGAACUUGAGGAAAUAUCGAUAGAUUGUCAAGAAAGUGCAAAUGAAUCGGAUGGGCGCUUUCUCAAUAUCCCAGCAUUUCACGAAAUUCUUCGAACCAAUCAACAUUCGGUUCGAAGCAACAUCAUCAAUGACGCAGGAGAAACUUCCUUUCAUUUCAAGUACAUAUAUACCCAAAGGAAUUGUCGCACAACGUUUUUUUGAAUUCAGACCGAAAAUAAGUGAGUUUUUGUUCUGUUCACUAUUUUAAAAUAUAUUUUUAUUCUUUAGGAUUUUCGCUGGUAUACUAA